Messenger RNA from Amaranthus tricolor (Joseph's coat), 977 nucleotides. RefSeq lists its product as uncharacterized. The transcript has 7 exons. Gene Ontology annotation, molecular function: pyridoxal phosphate binding. Bases 40 to 774 code for a protein of 244 amino acids. Lineage: Eukaryota; Viridiplantae; Streptophyta; Magnoliopsida; Caryophyllales; Amaranthaceae. Gene Ontology annotation, cellular component: intracellular anatomical structure. The record is from RefSeq and is a predicted model, not a curated record.
AGUAACUCAGCUAAUCAAAUCAAACACUGAAAAAAAGAUAUGGCUGCUCCGGCGAUGGAAGGCAUGGCAGUGGUGGCAUGGAGAUCAGUAAUGGUUCGUGUUCGUCAAGCGGCGGAGAAAGUGGGUCGUGAUUCGGAUCGAAUUAGCGUGGUUGCUGUGUCCAAAACAAAGCCGGUUUCUGUUAUCCGUCAACUCUAUGAUGCCGGUCACCGCUGUUUCGGGGAAAAUUAUGUUCAAGAAUUUCUUGACAAAGCUCCUCAACUUCCGGAAGAUAUAAAAUGGCAUUUUAUUGGGCAUUUGCAGACUAAUAAAGUCAAAUCUCUGCUGGCCUCAGUUCCAAAUCUUGCUAUGGUUGAGGGUGUUGAUAGCCAAAAGCUAGCCAAGCAUCUUGAUCGUGCAGUGUCGGCUAUAGGUAGAAAGCCUCUUAAGGUCUUGGUGCAAGUGAAUACCAGCGGAGAAACUUCAAAAUCUGGAGUCGAUCCACCAGCUUGUGUUGAUCUAGUGAAACAUGUCAAAGCAGAAUGUCCAAAUCUCGAGUUUUCGGGCUUGAUGACAAUAGGGAUGCCGGACUACACUUCUACUCCCGAGAAUUUUAAGACACUUUUGAACUGCCGAAGCGCUGUUUGCAAAUCACUGGGAAUUGCGGAGGAGCAGUGUGAACUAUCGAUGGGAAUGUCUGGCGACUUUGAGCAAGCGAUAGAGAUGGGUAGUACUAAUGUAAGAAUCGGAUCUACCAUAUUUGGCCCAAGGGAUUACUCGAAGAAACAAUGUUAGCAACAACGCUGUGAUCGAAAAUCAUUUCAAUAUACUAUAAUUGUUAUUAUUACUAUUAUUAUUUGUAUUCUUAUUUUUUUUGUUCAAGCUUUACAUUUUGUUAAGAGAAUAAUACAUGUUAAAAAAACAAUUUACAUUAAUAAUGUGAUAAUUUUUUGAUCAUUUUAUGAAGCAUAGGAGAUUAUAAUGGGGUUUGGAGCUUA